This is a messenger RNA of Oncorhynchus masou masou (cherry salmon), 1191 nucleotides long. Its product is annotated as 3-mercaptopyruvate sulfurtransferase-like. The transcript is spliced from 2 exons. Gene Ontology annotation, molecular function: thiosulfate-cyanide sulfurtransferase activity. Bases 43 to 933 code for a protein of 296 amino acids. NCBI's taxonomy places the organism in Eukaryota, Metazoa, Chordata, Actinopteri, Salmoniformes, Salmonidae. Gene Ontology annotation, cellular component: mitochondrion. The record is from RefSeq and is a predicted model, not a curated record.
UUAAUAGGACCUGGCAACCCUGAGUCCAAGAUAAGGAUAAUAAUGGCGGCGCAAACCCGGGCGCUUGUUUCAGCCAAAUGGCUUGCAGAUGCGAUAAAAAGCAACCUUAUUGGACCGAAUCUUCGAAUUCUGGAUACGUCCUGGUAUCUAGCGAAAUUAAAACGCGAUGCAAAUGCGGAAUUUAACCAACAGCACAUACCUGGAACUUCGUUCUUUGAUAUUGACAAAUGCUCUGACAAAACUUCCUCGAUGGACCAUAUGCUCCCAACUGCAAACAACUUUGCAGAGUAUGUGGGGGGUUUAGGUAUAGGAAACGAUACACAUGUAGUAGUGUACGAUACCAGUGAUUUUGGGUCAUACAGCGCACCCCGAGUGUGGUGGAUGUUCCGAUUAUUUGGGCACAAUUCUGUAUCGGUCCUGGACGGGGGUAUGAAGAAUUGGCUGGCCGAAGGGCAUCCGGUCACCGCAGAAUACACCAAGCCAGAACGUGCGGACUUCAAGGCGACCGCCAAUCAUUCUUGGGUCAAGUCGUAUGAAGAUGUGCUGAAAAACAUCGAGACGAAACAGGUGCAAGUGAUUGACGCAAGAUCCGCCGGCAGGUUCCGGGGAACCGAACCAGAACCAAGAGAUGACAUUGAACCUGGCCACAUUCCUGGUACUAUCAACAUGCCUUUUGCCAAGUUCAUGGAUGCCUCAGGCAAGGAGUUGGAGCUUGAAGUGCUGACAAAAAUGUUCCAGGAGUCAGGGGUGGACUUGGAUAAAUCUUUCUGGGUAACCUGUGGGUCAGGGGUCACUGCAUGCCACGUGGUUCUGGCUGCUCACCUGCUGGGACAUUCAGGGUCAGUGUCUGUGUAUGACGGGUCAUGGUCUGAAUGGUUCAAAAGGGCUGCCCCGGAGCAUGUCAUCUCUGAGGGCAAGGGGAAGCAAGUGUGAUGUGGAGAGACGAAUAGAGAUGAGCAUUAAGGAAAAUACUGUUGAAUGAGUUGCUGAUUAAAAGCAUGAAGGGGACACUAUGAAUCAGAAAGGAAGCUACAGAUUGCACAAAAUAUGGAGGUUUUUACUGAUUUUGACUGAAGAUUUUUGCUGAGUUGGAUGAAUGUGUCAUUGCGAAAGAGGUUACCGUUCAAGAGUCCAUGAAUACAGUAUGCCUAUGUUUAUAUUCAAGAUGUCCAAUAAAGGUGUUACAAACUA